This is a messenger RNA of Glycine soja, 1648 nucleotides long. Its product is annotated as probable choline kinase 1. Bases 197 to 1285 code for a protein of 362 amino acids. Gene Ontology annotation, biological process: phosphatidylethanolamine biosynthetic process; phosphatidylcholine biosynthetic process. The record is from RefSeq and is a predicted model, not a curated record. Lineage: Eukaryota; Viridiplantae; Streptophyta; Magnoliopsida; Fabales; Fabaceae. Gene Ontology annotation, molecular function: ethanolamine kinase activity; choline kinase activity. The transcript is spliced from 8 exons. Gene Ontology annotation, cellular component: cytoplasm.
UCUUCUUUUCUCUCCCUCUCUUUUUUUAUAUAUAUGCUGUCAGAUUUCUCACUUCACAAACAAAGAACAUUAGUGUCUGCUUCAUAUAACCAAACUCUUCACUCUGCUUCUGCUUCUUUGGAAAGCACUUAACCAAACUCUCUGUUUCAGCUUCCUCUGUUUUUUGGGUACGAACAGAGUUCCUCUGUUUUUGACGAUGGCCAUAAAGGCGAUUGAACUGUUGAAAGGGUGCGGAUCACAAGAAGAAAUAAUGGAAGUGCUUGCUGCGGUGGCUUCGGAUUUGGGGGAUGUGAUCGAUGAUGUGAACACCUUGCAGGUGAUUCCACUGAAUGGUGCAAUGACCAAUGAGGUUUUUCAGAUAAACUGGCCAACCAAAAAUGGUGGUGAGAUCAGAAAGGUUCUGGUUCGUUUAUAUGGGGAAGGUGUUGAAGUUUUCUUUGACAGGGAAGAAGAAAUUCGAAACUUUGACUGUAUUUCAAAGCAUGGUCAGGGUCCACGCCUUCUUGGCCGAUUCACCUCUGGCAGAGUUGAGGAGUUUAUUCAUGCCCGAACUCUCUCAGCUGCUGACCUCCGUGACCCUGAAGUAUCUGCUUUGAUAGCAUCUAAGAUGAGAGAGUUCCAUAAUCUUCAUAUGCCUGGUGCAAAGAAGGUUCAGAUUUGGCACAGAAUGAGGAAGUGGCUCGGUCAAGCCAAAAGUCUGUGCUCCCCAAAGGAUGAAAAAAAUUUUGGCUUGGACAAUCUGGAUGAGGAAAUAAAUAUCCUGGAGAAGAAGUUAUCUGAAGGAUAUCAAGAGAUUGGUUUUUGUCACAAUGACUUACAAUAUGGUAACAUAAUGAUGGAUGAAGAGACAAGAUUAAUCACUAUAAUUGACUAUGAAUAUGCCAGUUAUAAUCCCAUUGCAUAUGACCUCGCAAAUCAUUUUUGUGAAAUGGUGGCAGAUUACCACAGUGACACACCUCAUGUUCUUGACUACACGAAGUAUCCAGGACUAGAGGAACGUCAAAGAUUUAUCCGCAACUAUCUGAGUUCUGAAGGCAAUAAACCAAGCAAUGCUAAAGUGAACCAGUUAGCGAAAGCUGCAGAAAAAUACACUCUUGCAAACCAUCUAUUUUGGGGGUUGUGGGGACUUAUUUCGAGUUAUGUGAACAAAAUUGAUUUUGACUAUAAGGAGUAUGCAAGGCAGAGGUUUCAGCAAUACUGGAUAAGGAAGCCUACUUUAUUGGACUCACCAAGCAUCGUUUCCCUAGAUGAAACUGUGAAUGGAUUGAUGCCAUCCUUCACGUGAUUUUGCUUCAGAUUUCUUAUAGCCUUUUUGGAGAUGUAGGGUGCGAUACCAAACAUGCAUUUACUGAAGUUUAGUCUUAGUAUAUAUAUUAAUAUAUUAAUAACACCUGAAGGUAUGAUAUGCAGCAUCAUAUAUGUAAACAAUAUGUAAUCACUAACAAUGUGUGAUGAGUUUUGGAAAUUUAAGGAUUGUUUACCAGUCCCUCUCUUUUGGGAUUGAGUUGGGGGAUAAGAGUGAGAAUAAGUAGUUUAUAUUGUUUGCAAUAUUGAUGGGAUAUGCAUAUAGCAAAUAGAUAGAUUUGUUCUCGCAUUUUACUUACACAUUAAAUAAUGAUUGAGGUUGAGAUUUGAUAUUAAUCACUCA